UGUCUUCCACGAUUUGCUGUAUCGGAAAACCUUAUUUACAAUCUGAAAGCGUAACUUUCAAAUUUAGCGAUAUGCCCCCGCGAAAUCUGGACGUAACACGAUCACAAUCGUCCAUGAAUAUCGAAAACCUAACAUCAAUUCCCGUUGGAGGAAGCAUUACUCUGAUAAACUACUCCCAUACGCAACUACCGACUGAAUGCAACACGAGCUCAGCGAAAGAUCGCGGUUGGGCUUGGGUUGUGUGCGGCGGAUCUUUUUUCGUCAUGUUCAUGGUUUAUGGAAUUCAUACGUCGUUUGGUGUUCUUCUCGUGGUAUUACUUGAUCAUUUCAAUGCAAACAAAGCAAGCACCGCUUGGAUUGGUUCAAUAUCUGUCAAUCUUCUCUUCCUCUUUAGCCCCGUCACCAGUUCUCUUGCGGGGCGUUAUGGUGUCCGUAUUGUCACGAUCGCUGGAGGACUUGUUAUGAGUGUUGGACUUUUUCUCAGCUCAUACGCGCCUAGUCUUUUAUUUCUGUACAUCAGCUACGGUUUACUGCUGGGGAUAGGAACGAGUCUUUGUGCGACAAUGGCACUAAUUGUGUCAGCGGACUACUUCGACAAACAUCUUUCUUUAGCCACCGGUAUUGUCGCAUCGGGAAGCAGUUUUGGAACUGUAGUUUUCCCACCUACUCUGCAACUCAUUGUACAACGAUACGGAUGGGAAUCUUCUUUUCGUAUAAUGGGUUUAGGGGGGAUAAUGAUGGCCAUUACAGGACUGGUUUAUAGGUCCGUGAACAGGCAAAAUCAUGUUCCUCUCGGCGCUGAAAGAAAUCAGUGCUUUGAUAUGUCGGUGUUAAAUAAUCGCGGCUUUGUGCUGUGGACGGUUGCUACUACCAUAGCAGGAUUUGGUUAUUUUAUACCGCAUUUUUUUCUAGUGCGACAUUCUGAAGACCUGGGAAUACCGCUGUCUCAAGGCAGCUGGCUCAUUUCCUAUCUCGGAAUCUCCUCGGCUCUCGGUCGGUUGCUCUUUGGGCGAAUCUCGGAUGCGUGUUCUUUUAAAAACAUUCAUAUAUACCGUUUAUGCAUGUUCUUAUCUGGGUUAGCCUCGGUAUUAUGUCCCUUAGCAAGCUCCUACUGGGCCCUUGUCGUGUAUGUUGUGGUGCUGGGAAUUCUGGAUGGUUCCUAUAUCGGACUCAUGUCUAUCGUGACCCUGGACAUUGUGGGAGUGCACAAAAUUGCCCCUGCCUGGGGAAUCUUGUUUUUCUGCCAGUCUUUCACUUAUUUACUAGGCCCUCCAACAGCAGGUUUCAUGUACGACCAUCUAAAAACGUUUAAACCUGUUUUUUAUUUGGCCGCUGGACCCAUGAUUUUUGGCGCAUUUCUAUUGUUCUUCGCCACACUGUGUAAGUCAAAUCAGACUUCUCUCGGCCGGCAGGACGUCACUAGCCUGGUGUCUUCUCCUAAACACUGCAAUGGACUGCACUCAAGUUAUCGACGCUGUUCUUGUCCUCCAAAAAUCUUGUUGACUGCACCAGGAGACAGAGAAUCUUUGAUAGUUGUGGAGCGGUUAACGGUCAUUUGAUGUUCAGAACUAAGAAUAUCGGUCUUAAUUAACCCUUUGACUCCUAGGAUCUAAUUGUUAAUUCUCCCCUCUAGCUGCUAUAAAAUUCAUUGUAAAUUAGUUACGAGAACUUGAUGUUAGAUCAAGAUAGCAACUUCUACCUGAUAACUUUGAGUAUCCUAAAUAAUGUAUGGAUAUUAUGGGAAGAAAUUGUAUGUUAAUCUGACUUCUGGGAGUUAAAGGGUUAAAGCGACGAUCUACGUAAAGGGUUUGGUGUAAUGGA
Messenger RNA from Pocillopora verrucosa, 1821 nucleotides. RefSeq names its product monocarboxylate transporter 13. The record is from RefSeq and is a predicted model, not a curated record. Gene Ontology annotation, biological process: transmembrane transport. Lineage: Eukaryota; Metazoa; Cnidaria; Anthozoa; Scleractinia; Pocilloporidae. Gene Ontology annotation, molecular function: monocarboxylic acid transmembrane transporter activity. Gene Ontology annotation, cellular component: membrane.